UGAACGAAAGACAGAAAAAUGUACAGGAUGUGAAACGAAACUGAAACAGUGAUGUCCAUGUAUGGAGCUUCCUCUUGAAACUUUUUAUCUGAAGGAAACUGAGACGCAGCAGCAGUCCUGGACGAACUGGGAGAGAGGGUCACCAACAUAAGAGAUGCAGUACCAGUGGGCUGAAGAUGACUUUCUGCCAGUGGGGGUGCUUCGACUGGAGAGUGAAAGUCCUGUUAGACACAGAAGAUACGUCAUGUACCACGGCACCACCAGAAAGAAUGCUCAGAGCAUCAUGGCGUCAGGCUUUCGACAGUCUGCAGGCGGGAUGCUCGGUCGAGGCGUCUACCUCAGCAGAGACCUGCAGAAAGCGAGCCGCUAUCCCCUGAAAUACCCUGACUGGGACAAGGUCGUCCUUAAGGUUGUGGUGAAUGUGGGAGAAGUGGUUGUCAUCAACUAUCAGCACCACCCGCUUCAGAAGACCUGGCAUGAUGCAGGAUAUGACACCGCCUGGGUGCCGCCCAACUGUGGGAUGGUGCCGAGCGGCUUGGAGGAGAAUUGUGUCUGGGAUCCUAACAGAAUCCAGAUCAUCAAAGCCAUUGAACCACAGCCAGUGCCACAUGGCUAUGGUGCAUAUGGCUACAACACAGCGACUCAAACAGAAAUGCAGUACCAGUGGGCUGAAGACGACUUUCUGCCAGUGGGGGUGAUUCGACUGGAAACUGAAAGUCCUCAGAAUGACAAAACCUACGUCAUGUACCACGGCACCACCAGAAAGAAUGCUCAGAGCAUCAUCAAGUCAGGUUUUCAACAGUCUGCAGACGGGAUGCUCGGUCAAGGUGUCUACCUCAGCAGAGACCUGCAGAAAGCGAGCCGCUAUCCCCUGGAAGAACGAGAGCAUAACAGGGUCGUCCUUAAGGUUAGGGUCAAUGUGGGAGAAGUGGUUGUUAUCAACUAUCAGCACCACCCGCUUCAGAAGACCUGGCAUGAUGCAGGAUAUGACACCGCCUGGGUGCCGCCCAACUGUGGGAUGGUGAAGAGCGGCCUGGAGGAGAAUUGUGUCUGGGAUCCUAAACGAAUCAAGAUCAUCAAAGCCAUUGAACCACAGCCAGUGCCACAUGAGAUGCAGUACCAGUGGGCUGAAGACGACUUUCUGCCAGAUGGGGUGUUUCGCCUGGAAACUGAAAGUCCUCAGAAUGACAAAACCUACGUCAUGUACCACGGCACCACCAGAAAGAAUGCUCAGAGCAUCAUGGCCUCAGGCUUUCGACAGUCUGCAGAUGGGAUGCUCGGUCGAGGCGUCUACCUCAGCAGAGACCCAAAAAAAGCGAGCCGCUAUCCCCUGAACUACCCUGACUGGGACAAGGUCGUCCUUAAGGUUAGGGUCAAUGUGGGAGAAGUGGUUGUAAUCAAUAAACAGCACCACCCGCUUCAGAAGACCUGGCAUGAUGCAGGAUACGACACCGCCUGGGUGCCGCCCAACUGUGGGAUGGUGCCGAGCGGCCUGGAGGAGGAUUGUGUCUGGGAUCCAAACCAAAUCACAAACAUUCAAGUCCUCGGACGAAAUGCAUUCCCAGUCCAUGCCCCAUUCCCAGUCCAUGCCCCAUUCCCAGUCCAUGCCCCAUUCCCAGUCCAUGCCCCAUUCCCAGUCCAUGCCCCAUUCCCAGUCCAUGCCCCAUUCCCAGUCCAUGCCCCGUUCUCAGUCCAAACCCUGUUCCGAGUCCAAGCGCCGUUCCCAGUCCAAGCCCUGUUCCCAGUCCAAGCUAAAGUCCAAGGCCCAAUACCAGGCCCAUGUUUCUGUAGAUGUGGUAUAUGUGGCUACAAGUGAACUGUAAAUCUGUACGUUCAAAUGUAUGUUUAUAUAUUUGGAUAAAAAUAAAUGACACUGAAUUUUGUAACUGUAUCCCUAUAACCUGGAAAUUAAAUGUGUCAUGAAUCUGA
Molecule: messenger RNA, 1929 nt
Organism: Amphiprion ocellaris (clown anemonefish)
Lineage: Eukaryota; Metazoa; Chordata; Actinopteri; Pomacentridae
Gene: gig2e
Product: grass carp reovirus (GCRV)-induced gene 2e
Exons: 5
Coding region: 155-1816 (553 amino acids)
Cellular component (GO): cytoplasm
Molecular function (GO): NAD+ poly-ADP-ribosyltransferase activity
Source: RefSeq, a predicted model, not a curated record